AUGGCUUCCAACCUCGUGCGCUCGCUCGCUCCCCGCCUCUGCUUCUCGCCCUCGUCUCUGGCCUGCCGCCGUCUUCAAGCUACAAAAAGCUCCCUGCCGCUUCUGAGCUCGAGGCUGCAGUGCCUCGUGCCCGCCGCCGCCCCGAGACCUCGUGCCCGGCUUCGCCAUGCCUCGCCCGUCACCUCUCCGCUCCAGCUGUACUCGACAGCCCAGGUGCCGCCCACGACCCCCUACCGCGACCUCUCCGUCGGCGUCCCCAGUGAAAUCUUCCCCGGCGAGCGCCGUGUCGCCCUGACCCCCGCCAACGUGGCCCUCUUGCUCAAAAAGGGCUUUGCCAAAGUCCUCGUCCAGCGCGGCGCCGGCGCAGCUGCCGACUUUCCCAAUGAGGCCUAUCAACAGGCUGGCGCCACUCUGGUAGACGACGCUGCCGCUGUCUGGUCCCAAUCUCACGUCGUGCUCAAAGUGCGCGGCCCGUCCGUCGAUGAGGUCACCUUGAUCCAGAACCACCAGACCGUCAUCUCCUUUCUGCAGCCCGCCCAGAACAAGGACCUCGUGCGACGCAUCGCCGAGAAACAGGCCACGUCCUUUGCCAUGGACAUGAUCCCCCGCAUCUCGCGCGCCCAGGUCUUUGACGCCCUGAGCAGCAUGGCAAACAUUGCCGGCUACAAGGCCGUCCUCGAGGCCUCCAACGUCUUUGGCAGGUUUCUCACCGGCCAAGUCACGGCCGCCGGCAAGAUCCCCCCCUGCAAGGUGCUCGUCAUCGGUGCUGGCGUCGCCGGCCUGAGCGCCAUUGCCACGGCUCGCCGCAUGGGUGCCAUUGUCCGCGGCUUCGACACGCGAUCCGCCGCGCGGGAACAGGUCCAGUCGCUGGGCGCAGAGUUCAUCGAGGUCCAUGUCCAGGAGGAUGGCUCCGGCGCUGGAGGCUACGCCAAGGAAAUGAGCAAGGAGUUCAUCGAAGCCGAGAUGAAGCUGUUCAAGGACCAGGCCAAAGAAGUCGAUAUAAUCAUCACCACGGCCCUCAUUCCUGGCAAGCCCGCCCCCAAGCUCAUCAAGAUGGACAUGCUCGACGUCAUGAAGCCCGGCAGCGUCAUCGUCGACCUGGCCGCCGAGGCCGGCGGCAACUGCGAGGCGACCAAAAAGGGCGAGCUGGCCGUUUACAACGACGUCAAGGUCAUUGGAUAUACCGAUCUGCCGUCUCGACUGCCCACGCAAUCGUCGACCCUCUACUCCAACAACAUCACAAAGUUCCUUCUCUCCAUGGCCCCCAGGGAGAAAGAGUUUGGCAUUGAUCUAUCCGACGAGGUUGUGCGCGGCUCCAUUGUCACGCAAGACGGAAAUAUCGUCCCUCCCGCUCCUCGCCCGACGCCGCCUCCUGCCCCUGCAAAGCCAGCCGCUGGCGAGGUCGCCCCCAAGCCCGUGGCUCUCACCCCUUGGCAGAAAAAGUCUCGCGAGGUGGCAGCCGUCACGACCGGCCUGGGCAGCGUCCUGGCCCUGGGCAAGUUCACCGGGCCACUCUUCAUGUCCAAUGCUUUUACCUUUGCGCUCGCCAGCUUGAUUGGAUACCGCGUCGUCUGGGGCGUGGUCCCCGCCUUGCACUCCCCUCUGAUGAGCGUCACAAACGCAAUCUCCGGCAUGGUCGGCGUCGGAGGGCUCUUUGUCCUCGGCGGCGGUUACCUGCCGGAAACUAUCCCGCAGAUGUUCGGGGCCGUGAGCGUCUUGUUGGCUUUUGUCAAUGUCGGCGGCGGUUUCGUCAUUACAAAGAGAAUGCUCGACAUGUUUAAGCGACCGACUGACCCCCCCGAGUACCCGUGGCUGUAUGGCAUCCCCGCCGUCUUGUUUGGCGGCGGAUUCAUCGCGGCCGCCGCGACUGGCACUGCUGGCCUUGUGCAGGCAGGCUACCUCGCCAGUACAGUUCUCUGCAUUGGAUCUAUUUCUGGUCUGGCGUCGCAGACCACGGCGCGGAUGGGUAACAUGCUGGGCAUGUUCGGCGUUGGCACCGGCGUCCUGGCAAGUCUGCUGGCGGCCGGCUUCUCUCCCGAGGUUCUUGCUCAGUUCGGUGGCCUUGCAACCAUCGGAGCAGUGGCAGGGCUCCUGAUUGGCAAGCGCAUCACGCCAACCGACCUCCCACAGACCGUGGCCGCCUUGCACUCCGUCGUCGGUCUGGCGGCUGUCCUGACCAGCAUCGGAAGCGUCAUGGCGCAUAUCUCGGACCUGUCGACGUUACACAUGGUCACGGCCUACCUCGGUGUCGUAGUCGGUGGCAUCACGUUUACGGGAUCCAUCGUUGCCUUCCUCAAACUCGCCGGCCGCGUGUCCUCCCGCCCCAAGAUCCUGCCGGGGCGACAUGUCAUCAACGCGGGCUUGCUGGCUUCCAACGCCGCCACCAUGGGAGCCUUCAUUACCAUGGCCCCGGGCAGCCCCAUGAUUGCCGCCGCGGCGUUGGCGGCCAACACGGCGCUGAGCUUCACCAAGGGGUAUACCACCACCGCUGCCAUUGGAGGAGCAGACAUGCCCGUCGUAAUCACCGUCUUGAACGCCUACAGCGGAUUUGCACUCGUCGCCGAAGGCUUUAUGCUCGAUAACCCGCUCCUCACGUCGGUGGGGGCCCUGAUUGGAGUUUCCGGCUCCAUCCUGUCGUACAUUAUGUGCGUCGCUAUGAACCGGUCGCUGACAAACGUGCUCUUUGGCGGCCUGUCGACUCCCACGGCCGUCCAGGAGUACAAGCCCGAGGGCCAGGUGACGCAGACGUCGGUCGAGGACCUGGCCGAGGCCCUGCUCAGCGCCGAAUCCGUCAUUCUCGUCGUGGGCUACGGAAUGGCUGUGGCCAAGGCGCAGUACGCCAUCUCGAGCAUCGUGUCGCUGCUGCGGUCCAGGGGCAUCAGGGUGCGGUUCGCCAUCCACCCCGUCGCCGGCCGCAUGCCGGGCCAGUGCAACGUGCUCCUAGCCGAGGCCAGCGUGCCGUACGACAUUGUCCUCGAGAUGGACGAGAUCAACGACGACUUUCCGGAUACGGACCUGACGGUGGUGAUUGGCGCCAACGACACCGUCAACCCGAUUGCGCUGGAAAAGGGGAGCGCGAUCGAGGGCAUGCCGGUGCUGCACGCCUGGAAGAGCAAGCAGGUCGUCGUCAUGAAGCGGAGUCUGGCGAGCGGCUACGCCGACGUGCCGAACCCCAUGUUUUACAUGCCAAACGCCCGAAUGCUUUUUGGAGACGCGCGAACGAGUUGCGAAGCGAUGAAGACUGCGGUGGAGGCAAAGCUGCAGUAG
This is a messenger RNA of Hirsutella rhossiliensis, 3267 nucleotides long. Its product is annotated as NAD(P) transhydrogenase beta subunit domain-containing protein. The transcript has 9 exons. The record is from RefSeq and is a predicted model, not a curated record. NCBI's taxonomy places the organism in Eukaryota, Fungi, Ascomycota, Sordariomycetes, Hypocreales, Ophiocordycipitaceae. Gene Ontology annotation, cellular component: mitochondrial inner membrane. Gene Ontology annotation, biological process: NADPH regeneration; proton transmembrane transport. Bases 1 to 3267 code for a protein of 1088 amino acids. Gene Ontology annotation, molecular function: NADP binding; NAD binding.